AGAGACGGAGCGACGAGAACGACUCUCGGAACCAAUCUGCAGAUAAAGUGGCGCGCGGGUCGGGGCUUAAUCGCCGGCCCUUUGAUUCCAUUCCCAGUCUCCGACAACGAGUCCGACAACCCGGUGCAGCCAUGGCGCGUCUCCUACUCUUCGUGUGCCUUACGGCCGCAGCCUUCUCCAUGACAAUCGCUGCCGGCCUCGCCCCCGCCACUACCGCCGCCCCCACUGCCGCCCCCACGACGGUGAACCCCCGCUGCCAGCCCGCCUGCCCCAAAAAGAAGGCCGGAAAGGUGCCCAACCUGUGCCGGUGCCAGGCCUACUUCGAGUGCGACAAGAAGGGCCAGGCGACCCCCAAGCUGUGCAUGGCGUGGCAGAACUUCGACCCCCAGGCGCUCGAGUGCACCUUCUGGGACAGGGUGGACUGCAACUGGCUGACCACGGCGCCCCCCACCACGACGACCACCACCACGCCCGCGCCCCCCACCACCACCCGCGGCCCGCCCGUGCCCGGCUGCGACUGGAGGCCCCAGUGCCCCGCCAGCGGCUCGUCCAAGCAGGGCAUUCCCUGCAAGGACUCCUGCGGCAGCUACAUCGAGUGCAAGGACGGCGACUGGGCCAAGAAGAAGUGUGGCAUCCUGCAGCCCAAGUUCGACACCAAGUCCAACAAGUGCGUCAUGUGGGGCGCCAAGUGCGCGGCCUGAACCGUGCCGCCGUGCCCGAGCGCCGGGCCGUAGGGCCCAUUCACCCAUUGAGCUUUCAAUAAACGACCUCACCAGGUUCUUGUCGCCUCAUUCUCCCUCCAAGAACACCUCCUGACGGUCAUUUCAAAGGGAAAGGAAGCAGCAGCAUCGGGGUCGGCCACCUGUACGGCCCAACCAGUCAGCUGUUGCGAGUUCUUUGUGCACCUUGUCCAAUUUUGAAAUAAACUUGACAAACAUCUCA
This is a messenger RNA of Thrips palmi, 942 nucleotides long. Its product is annotated as probable endochitinase. The record is from RefSeq and is a predicted model, not a curated record. Bases 132 to 701 code for a protein of 189 amino acids. The transcript is spliced from 2 exons. Gene Ontology annotation, cellular component: extracellular region. NCBI's taxonomy places the organism in Eukaryota, Metazoa, Arthropoda, Insecta, Thysanoptera, Thripidae. Gene Ontology annotation, molecular function: chitin binding.